This is a messenger RNA of Elgaria multicarinata webbii, 572 nucleotides long. RefSeq names its product SLC35A4 upstream open reading frame protein (gene SURMIR). The record is from RefSeq and is a predicted model, not a curated record. The transcript has 3 exons. NCBI's taxonomy places the organism in Eukaryota, Metazoa, Chordata, Lepidosauria, Squamata, Anguidae. Bases 33 to 344 code for a protein of 103 amino acids.
AAAUGGAAGCUGAGUAAAUUUUGACGAGUAAGAUGGCGGACGACAAGGACUCUCUGCCAAAGCUGAAAGAUCUUGCUUUUUUGAAGGAUCAGUUGGAAAGUUUGAAACGAAGAGUUGAAAAUGAGGUACAGGCUGAAGUUGGACAGGAAGGUUCUUUGCUGGCCUCUCCAUUUCUCAAAGGAUUCCUUGCUGGGUAUGUUGUAGCCAAACUCAGAUCUUCAGCAGUAUUGGGAUUUUUGGUGGGGACUUGUACUGGGGUGUAUGCCGCUCAAACCUAUGCUGUUCCUAAUGUUGAAAAGACUGUCAAAGACUACUUCAACUCAUUUAGGAAAGGACCAGACUAGAAGAUCAUCCCUCAUGCAGUGGUUGCACUCCAGGAAACCUCUCUUCUCAUCUUAGAAUUUCUAAACAAUUUCAACCCUACAUAAAUGUCUGAAUUCUCCAACACCGCCUUCAGCAUUCAUAUUCAGUGGAAACAUGUUUUAUGUGGCAUGAGUAUGCCAUUUCAGCAGGUCUGAUUAGAAUUUUUUCAGUCAUUCUACCAUUAAAGUUGCGAUUGCUGCUUCAACCAU